AGAGGAGCUCCCGAUAUGCGCGGCUGUUGUGCCGGAGACUGAGUAAACACGCCGGGGUUCGCUGCGGAAAGGUGACCCGCAUGUCCCCCGUCCCUUGAUAGGGCGCGCGCACACGUCCAACUGUCGCGCCACGCGGCCACACGAAGGGUUUCGCGCGUACACCGCCCCCACUUUCCUUUCUCCGGUGCCCUCUCUACUCGCCCGAUUAAAUCGCGUCCCACGUGACCACAACAAACGAAGCCAUCGUCCAGCGCGCACAAGUUUUAGCGCGUUCAACCCGAGUGCAGAGAACGUAGAGCGAAUGAGUGUGCUACAGCGGUGCACUGCAGUAUGGUUGGGGUUCCUGUCAGCGCCAUAGCACCGAGCAUCCUAGAGUCCAUCAAGCACAGAUCCAAGGCACCUCCGGCGGAAUACCGCAACGGUGUCAGCCGGCGCUCCUCUCCUUCCGCGGCGCCGUCUCCCGAUGGGGCCGCUGCGGUCGUCGUCGGCGAUGGAGGCGCCCCUAACGGCGGCGAAAACGGCUGCGGCAUCGCGGUCUCCGCCGACGCCGCGAUGGCGGCUGCUGCCCCGCGCCGCAUCGCUGCCUCCGCAGCCGAUUUGCAGCAGCAGCAGCCUCCUCAGCCAACGUCAGCGGCAGCCACACCGACGGAAGAGCCGGCGCCCGUCUGCCCCGCACCGGUGGCCGAGGCGUCGGACCGGCUUCGCCCGAGGCCGGCAGCCUCGCCACCCGCCACGACACCAGCGGCCAACGCAAUGGCAGCCACGGUGGUGACGUCGGCCGAGCCGGACGCCGCGUCCAACGCUGAACCGACCGGCCAGCGGACUCGCCGCCGCAAGAAGAGGAAACCUGAGGGCUCCCCAACUCUCCAAGUGUCGCUGCAUAGCAAUCGGCAUGAAGCUGCCAGGUGUCCAUCGCCAUCAAGCCCAAGUCAGAGUCCACAGUUGGGCGCUCGGUCCCCGUGUUUUGAUGUGGAGCGCACAGCAACCUCUGUUGCUACUGUGCCAUCACCCGAUGCUUCUUCAGAGAUUGCGACUGCUGUAGGCGACAGCCAAGGAUCUCUGGAUCGGGCGUCGGACUCGUCCCGGUCUUCGCAGCCUCUACCACCACCCUCUCUCCUUGGCUGUCCUUAUGAAAUCGGGACGUCGCCACGGCCUAGUCCGGAAGGGACGCGUGAUCCCUUAUCUCGAAGCCUUGAAAAAUCUACAGACAGUAAAGGAAGCAACAAGAUGCUUGAAAAGAAAAAGAAGACUUCAUCCUGGUAUAAUAUGCUGAAUCCGACGUACAAGUCGCGCAGUGAAGACUUCAAACGGCUCUUCAAGGACUUGCCAGAGACGGAGCGACUCAUUGUCGACUACUCAUGCGCCCUGCAGAGGGACAUCCUUGUGCAUGGGCGACUGUAUGUGACGCAGAACUUCAUCUGCUUCUACGCCAACAUAUUCCGCUGGGAGACAAAUGUUGUGAUCCGGUGCAAGGACGUCACCAGCAUGACUAAGGAGAAGACUGCCCGAGUUAUUCCCAAUGCAGUUCAGGUAUGCACAGACCACGAGAAGCACUUCUUCACAUCAUUUGGGGCACGGGACAAGACGUACCUUAUGCUGUUCCGGAUCUGGCAGAAUGCGCUGAUGGAACAGCCCAUGUCAACACAGGAACUGUGGCAGUGGGUCCACUACAGUUACGGAGAUGAGCUGGGGCUGACGAGUGACGAUGACGACUACGUCGCACCGCCAUAUCUGGAGGACGAAGCACGCCGAGGACGGCUUGCCGCUGCCCUCAAGGCAGGUCCUCAGCCACCUAGCCCCUUUGAGGAACUUCCCAAUGAGGAAGAGGAUGAAGACGAAGCCUCAGGACCUGAAAUGUUUGCUAGUGCUCGAGAAGCUCAGCACUCGGAGAUGCCAACGGACGUGAGCGACUCUAGCGACACGGCCGAGCCACCCGAGUGCCCGUCAACGCACGAAGGCAGGCAGAUUCUAAACCUGACCCUGCCAAUGUCUGUGGACCAGCUGUUUACACUUCUGUUCACGGGGUCGCGCUUCUUCCACGACCUGCUGACUUCGCGCAAGACGUACGAUGUCACCGAGAGCAACUGGCAGCCCUGCCCCGAGACGGGAAACCAGCUUCGCCAGCUCACCUACACGGUCACCCUCAACCAUGCCAUGGCCAAGGCUGCCCAGACAACUGAGACGCAGAUCCUGCACAAGGCAAGCCGUCCGGGCCAUGUUUAUGCCAUUGACUGCGACGUGCAAAGCACAGGCGUGCCAUACUGUGAUGCCUUCUGCGUCAAAUCCCACUACUGCCUGGCUCGGCUGUCCGACAACCGUUCUCGCCUGUGCAUAUACGGUUGUGUUCGCUACAAGAAGUCCGUCUGGGGACUUGUCAAAGCUGUGAUAGAGAAGAAUACCCUUCAGGGUCUGGAAGGCUUCUGCAAUGAUCUCGAGUCGGCGCUGCUGCGGGAAGCUGAACGACUUCAGCCGUCUGGCAGUAAACUAAAACAGCGGCGGCGGCGUCUUCAGUGUAACAACCGUAGCAACAGCAACCGUGAUCGUUCCAGCAGCUCCCAGGCUGGAUUUGGUUCCUCCUUCGGACUUGCCAGGGUCUCUGAAGGUCGUCGUCUGGCAACUAGCACGGCUGUCAAGCUCCUGCUCGUGCUGGUGAGCUUGGUACUGCUGAUGAACGUAGCGUUACUCUACUGGUUGUGGACGUCAGCUGCUACAUCUGAUAAACCGCCCGCACUCGACGUCUGGAUGCUCGAGCCACCUCCGCAGAAUGCUCAAGACUGGGUGCGCCUCAUGUCUCAGAGAGAGGCAUUCCAUCGACAGCGUCAUGACCUGUGGCAACGUGCCCUGCAUGACCUGAGGCACCAGCUGCACACGAUGGAGUCUUCGUUGCAGCAGCUGCAGGAUACCCUGCGGGUAGUCCCGGUUACAAACAGCAGUGUUCCGUCGCCCACUGCACCUUCUACUUCUUCGUCCGGCGACUUAUGACGCAUCAUCUAGUCCAUGAAGGUAGAGGGGAGGUGUCUCUUGUCCUCUUCAUCACCGUCCCUCCUCCUCUCCUGCCUUCGAAGCAGCAGCUUGCCUGCACCAGAGAAUGUAUGUGUGUGUGUGCGUGCACGGCCACGUGUGAUAGAGAGCAGGGGGACACUCCCUGCUGUGCAGGGUCGCACCCCCGACUAGGUUGUGCCCUCCUAGUCUCUCUCUGCUGGCACCAACCUGUCCUGCCCGGAAGCUGUGUUGAGGUGCAGACUGUGCCGCAGAAACGUCUACGACAGCAGGCAGCACAAAAUUUGCAGGGCUAUUUUUGAAAUGGACAGGCACGCAAGCAUCCGAACUAGUAGCUGAGCGUAUUGUAGUAUAAGGGAAAUGGGCAUCAUAUAUCUUUUGAAUGGAGGCACACACUUGACGAAUGUACGAUAGCGAAGCAGCCACAUGAUGCCCGUACAAGCUAAAAGCUAAGGUAUACACUCAAAAGUGCACCAGUGGCAGUGAUCUUUCAGUUGUUUAUCAAGAACAGAAUGCAUUCUUUCUUUUUUUGUGUGUGUGUAGGUCAGGAUCGUUAUCGUAUUGUGGCAAAAUGGGAUCCAGUUACUAGACGUGACUCGUGUGUCUGCUCCUGAUAGUCCUGUUUUGUGCUGUUCUCUUUGUCGAGACAUCUGCAUGUACUAGCGUGCCAGUCCCACCACAAACGCAGCUUUGGCCUCCUGGGCAGUCGUCCUCGUCAGCAGAGUUAGCAGCGGCAGUGGCCAUGCCCCUUGCGGGCCAACGUGCCUGGCAGCCGGUCUGACGGGCACCGUUCCCUAUUAUGGAAUGAGGGAGUGGCCUCUCCUUCCUCAACCCCCACCAAUCGACCUCAACAAGUCAUGCCCGAUUUGUGUACGACGUGUCGAGACGCUACAGAGUAUUUUGUUGUUUCGCUCUUGUUGCUUAAAUUUAUGAGGUGUAGUUUUGACGUUGUUGGUUGAAUUUUGCAUGUUUCAAAGUAUGUCUACCUGGCAUAGCUUACCAAGCCAAAGCCUGUCGUGUCACUUUCUCCCCAAUACACAUGAUCAUAGACCUGUAAUUUAAGGGCAAUAAAAUAUUUUUCUUGUAUUCUUC
Rhipicephalus microplus (southern cattle tick) is the source of this 4092-nucleotide messenger RNA. Its product is annotated as protein Aster-B. Gene Ontology annotation, cellular component: endoplasmic reticulum-plasma membrane contact site; endoplasmic reticulum membrane; plasma membrane. The record is from RefSeq and is a predicted model, not a curated record. Lineage: Eukaryota; Metazoa; Arthropoda; Arachnida; Ixodida; Ixodidae. Gene Ontology annotation, biological process: intracellular sterol transport. Gene Ontology annotation, molecular function: cholesterol transfer activity; cholesterol binding.